Paramacrobiotus metropolitanus is the source of this 3934-nucleotide messenger RNA. Its product is annotated as integrator complex subunit 2-like. Lineage: Eukaryota; Metazoa; Tardigrada; Eutardigrada; Parachela; Macrobiotidae. The transcript is spliced from 16 exons. Gene Ontology annotation, cellular component: integrator complex. The coding region runs from base 269 to 3628 and encodes 1119 amino acids. The record is from RefSeq and is a predicted model, not a curated record. Gene Ontology annotation, biological process: snRNA 3'-end processing.
UCCACUGUUUCCAGUUUUUCAUUUUCGAAGUUUCCCUCAUUUUCCAGGGUUUCAGAUUCAUUUUUUGCCAGUGAAUUUUUGAAGAUUGAAGAUCGUGACAAUAAAAAUGUGGAAGACAAAUCCGAAUAACGCUGUGAUGUUUUCGAUCUUGGCUUUUUCAUGACAAAAUAUGCGAGCUGAAUAAUUUACGAGUAAUUUGGAAAAUACCGUUGCAAAGCCUUCCUGUUAAUCUACCGUUUGCCAGAUUCUGCAAGGACUCAUUUCAGUCAUGGCGCGCGAAAUUUUACUGGACCGUUUGCUGAUGGAAAAACCGCUCUUUCCCGGUCUUCGCGACGGACGUUCACGGCGCUCCCCCGUCCGUCCCGCGCACGCCCGCAGCCGUUCCACGGGGCGCGACACGGACGAGACCCUGGGCUACAAGAAACUCCUGGAGGUGGACCUGGGACCCAUCAAGCGGGACGCGCAGACCGACAUCAACAUGCGGAAGAAGCUGGGCACGGAGGCGCUGCCCAUGGAGCAGUGGGAGGUGGGGGCGCUGGUGCGCGGCGUCCUGGAGGUGAAGGAGAAGGUGGCCGCGGUCUUCACGCAGGUGGAGCUGAGUGAUAAGCUGCGGAUGUUGCUCAACGAGGUCCUGCGCUGCCAGCAUCUGUUAGCGGUGGCCCCGGCGCAGCGCCCGUCCAAGUGGCAGCUGACCGUCUUCCCCUCGGAGAUCUUCUCGGCCUCCUCCUGCCUGGAGCCCGUCGCCCGCAUCCUGGCGAUCCUGGCCACCGGUUUGGAGAAUGUCAUUCCCUUCGUGGAGCUCUGCCACACCGUCCUGCAUCUCCCGCACGGACUGUGGAUCCUCGAUCGGAUUCUACUGCAUAAUCCCAAGCGAAUUCUCACCGUGUACGAGCAUUUGAUGGCGCAGUGCAAUGGCGAGGAUCUGGACGAUCCGGCCAGCGGAUUCUACGGGGAAAUCCUCCUGCACCUCACUCGCCAGUUCCCCAAAACCGCCAGCCAUCUCCACUACAUGGCCGUGGGACAGCAGCGUUUCUUCGUGCUGAUUCUGUCGUUGGUGCUGGAGAAGGGCCGGCAGGCGCGUCCGCCGCCGCGCACCGGCGUCAUCCAGCACACGGACUACGCGCUGGCCCCCAAGUUCAUCCUGGCCGACGCCGUGGCCCUCCUCUUCUACCAGCUGCUGGUGGCGCCGCGCGGCGAGACGCGCCAGUGGGCCGUCAAGUGUGUCGGCCUCGCCGGAGCGCGGCAGAAUGCGCAUUUCGUGGAAUGCCGACUGCAGUUACUGACCCACGCCCACAAACUCCUCCCGGAGAAACCCGGCCUCUUCCUCCCCGACGCCUCCCUCCAGUCCGCCUCGCGUCUGAUCUACCUCUACGCGACACUGAAGGAAGCGGCCAACCUGACGCUGACCAACGACGAGUACCGCAUCUUAUCCAAACUGGUGACCAGCCGCGUCAAGCUGACGGGCAGCGGCAACGCCUUCAUCAUCCUGGGCGUGUGCUGUCUGGUGUCCUUCCCGGAACUCCUCAGCGAGCGCACCGUGGAGCAGGAGAUUGUCGCCUGGAUGAAGUGGAUCCUGGAGCUGGACUUCAGCGGGCUGACGGGUGGUGGGACGUGUCUGGAGGCGCUGCUGCUCAUUGUGGCGCAUCUGCGGGCCAAUGAGUGGAAGGAGGUGUCGGCCGUCAUCAGCGGAUAUCUCCUCACCAAGGUCAAUAUCAAGCCGCAGAUGGUGGUGCGUUUGAAACUGCUCAUUAACGCUGAAGUCUUUCGCGACGAAGCGUUGUGGCGGUAUUCCCUGCGCAUCCCGCCGACGGAGAAGCUCAACGCCGCCCUAACCCACGCCCUGCCGGUGCACUGCAUCUACAAUAUCCUCCACAACAAGUCCUACGCCGUCUACAACAUCUCCGUCAAGGAAUGGAUCGCCCAUCAGAUGAGCAAAUGCUGGCUGCCGGUGCACCCGAUGAUGGUGCACCUGCUGACGGUGUUCGUGCAGACCACGCUGCCGGUGCUGCGCCGCAUCUCCGACGGCCCGGACGACUACACCGCCCUGCAGAAGCCCUUCACGCCCGCCGACGUCCUGGGGCUCAUCUACGACCGGCCGCCGGCGGCGCUCAGCGCGCUGGACAUGAAGAAGCUGCGCACCGUGGACUUGUUUCAACGCCAGGAUGUCAGCGAUCCCUACAGGAACGUCGGGAAGGUCCUCAUGGCGUUCUAUGUGUUGCUGUUCAAUGAUUUUUAUAUGAACAACCUCAAGACCUUCAUGACGGCGAAGGUGUUGGAUUGCCGGAUGUACGGCACGGAGGUGCUGGAGCGGAUCCCCUUCAAGCACUACCUGACGCUGACGUACCAGUUCCAGGAUCUGUUCGAUCCCUUGGGCGACGCGCUGGGCCGGCUGAUGCUGCAGCAUCUGCCGCAUAUGCGCACCGUCUACGAUGAAAUCAAGGCCGAAGCCAGUCAUGGCGACCGGCAUUUGGCGCUGGCCCUGCCCCGACCGCCGGCGGACGGAGAUGAUCUGACGCGUUUUCUGGACGUCCUGACGCGCUGUCCUCCGGAGCGGAUCGGCGCGUGUCUGGACAGCUUUCUGCGCCUGCUGCCGCGCGUCCUGACCGAGGAGCUGCCCGAGUCGGCGCAGGAUGCCUUCGAGCGCGUCUGGGAGCAGCUGAUGGACGUUGACACCAACACGGUUUUGUUGGCGACCACGCUGGCCUUGCUGCAGCACAAAGACAAAUCCAUCUCGUCGAUUACAUUCGAGGAGCUCUGCCUGGAGCCGUUGCAUAUCCUGCGCUGUGAUCCCAUCGUCUUCCGAAAAGUCUUCUUAACGCGGAUUUUAUUGCGGACGUUCUCCUCGUUCCUGACGCUGUCGCGGAGCUACCUGAACCAGCAGCUGGACGUGAUCGACCAGCAGCAGAUGCUGGUGACCGAGGGCGCCGUGGAUCCGCUGCGGGAGGAGCGGAAGCGCUGCAUGUUCAUGCUGCAGGAGAGCGCCGCCGUGCAGAUCUUGAUUGAGCAGCUGGACGCCGGCCAUCAGGAGGUGUCCGACGAUCUGGACCUGCCGGAACGCCUGACGGCCCCGCAGAACGCCGUCUGCAUCUUCAUCCACCAGCUGAUCAUCAGCAAUCCCACCCUGGCCAAGCUGGUCGUCUUCCAGACCUUCCCGCCGGCGCGUAUCCCGCUAGUCGUCCGCGGCGUGGAAUCCCUGCACAUCUGCCUGGACUACCUGCACGAGGCCAUGGCCCUCCCGUCCGUCACCAAGAAGCUCUUCAUCCUGGAGCUAACCAGCUGUCUGUGCGUCAAAUUCCGUAUCGCCCGCAGCGUGGCGGUGGCGCGUCUCGCCGUGGACGUCCUGGCCACCCUCCUGACCGCCUAUCCCCGCGAGGUGCGCCGCGAGGUGGUCCGGACGGGGGCGCGGGUGUUGGCGCGUCUGGGGAACAUCUUCCCGCCCCUGCGGGAGGCGUGCGUGGGGCUGCUGGAGCAGAUGGGCGAGGCGGAGCGGGCGGCGGAGACCGCGGGGGGUGCGUGGCGGGGGGCGGCCAGGAGAUUGGUUGGGGGCGGGGCGGGGCGGUCGGAGAAGGGCAACGGGGUGAAGGCGGCGUUGAAGUGUGCAAGGGGGGUGCCGCCCCUCCGCAGUUGAGGGGGCGGGGUGGUCUACUGUGUAGAAGUUUUUUCGGGGUUUUUUGUGGUAUUUUGUGCAGAGAAUUGAGUUGUAGCCGUUGAUGGGCGUCGUGUUAUGUUGCUGAUGAUUUUGUACAGGACCGAUAUUUCUUUGGCUUAUUUGAGCGACCGGAUGUUGCACGCGCGAAGCGUUUUCUCGCCAAUAUAUACUAAUCAUCUGGCUACAGGAUGUCAUAAAAACAGUGCAGAGAAUAUUAUUGUUGAUUUAUGUAUUUCGUCUAUCUGACGCAUAGCGUCAUUAGCGUGAUAGGCGUCUUGAAAUAGU